Molecule: messenger RNA, 661 nt
Organism: Funneliformis mosseae
Lineage: Eukaryota; Fungi; Glomeromycota; Glomeromycetes; Glomerales; Glomeraceae
Source: the annotation of a GenBank genome assembly
GAACAUGUCGAUAUAACAGAGUCUGUAACGGUCCAUUCAUGUGAAACAAAUGAUGUGGUACCAGAAGUGCAGGUUUGCAUAGCAAACAUCCCUAUACCUGCUAGUUCUAAGCCAUUAGAGGAUAGAAAGACAGAUGUUUUCUUGGACGAGACGAACAAGAAAAAUGUUAGUAAUAGUAUAAGGCAGAGGAAUAGGGAGAAGAUGCUUUACACAGUGCCUUUCAGCCAGUGUGAGUCAUCUAAAAAUCAAGCCCAAGACUUAUCUAAAGUGAAUAUCUCUUCAGCAUCUAAAGUCGUACUAGAAGUUGUAACCUCUAUAACCUCUGAUCAGACUAGGUUGCAAGAUGCUGAUUCUUUGUUUCCUUUCAGCUCUCCAGAAAACAAUCAUAUUUCAUAUCAUCGGGUAACGAAUGAAACACGUAACAUCCUGACCAGUGGUCAGGAACAAAAUCAUGUGACCAAAAAAUCUGAGACUAGCAAAAAAAUCUUGCCUGAAGAAAAUACAUCCUUAUCAGCCGAUUUGAGGGAUUAUAUAAAAACGCUUACAGGGGUUUUUGUCGAUGAGACCGCUUAUUGGGAUACACCAUACGAGAAUGAAACUAGGAUAGUGGAAGAAAUGAAUGAAGAGGUUGCUUCACAAUUAAGAAAAGAAAUGGACAAAA